Cucurbitaria berberidis CBS 394.84 is the source of this 837-nucleotide messenger RNA. RefSeq lists its product as uncharacterized. The record is from RefSeq and is a predicted model, not a curated record. The transcript is spliced from 2 exons. The coding region runs from base 1 to 837 and encodes 278 amino acids. NCBI's taxonomy places the organism in Eukaryota, Fungi, Ascomycota, Dothideomycetes, Pleosporales, Cucurbitariaceae.
AUGCGCGCCUCCGUCGUCUUCGCAAGCUUCAUCGCUGUCGCUGUCAGCGCUCCCCUCGAUGUUUCCACUCGACCUAUCGAUGUCCCGGAAAUCGUAAACCUUCCAGUCGAUGUCCCGGAGGUACCAGGCGUCUCAGCUGAGCUACCCGUUAGACGUCAGGAACUUACCGAGAUCGACGGUCUGCUAGAGCCAGUGACUGGUCUUGUCGACGAGGUACAUGUACCAUCGGUCUCAGUCGACCUCCCCGUCAAGCGUCAGGAACUUCCAGACUUCAAUGCUCUUCUCAACGAUGUAGAACUCCCAGAGCUACCGUCGGUCGAGCUGCCCAUCAAACGUCAAGAACUCCCGGUGGUCAACGGUCUUAUUGAGCCUGUGGACGGUCUUCUUCAGCCUGUGACUGAUCUGGUCGACGACGUCAACCUUCCCAUCAAGCGUGAAGCUCUCGGCCUCGGCGCUGGACUCCCCGCGGUCCCAGAGAUUGAGACCCCUGAAAUCGAGCUCCCAGCGCUCUCUGUCGACGUUCCUAUCAAGCGUGACGGUCUCGGCCUCCCCGCUCUUCCCAGUGUCAGCCUACCCGAGGAAGUCAACGACCUUAUCAGCAAGCGCGGUGUCGAGCUACGUCUCGAGCUACCCACUGUGCUAGAUCUUGCCCUGUCUGAGGUAGACAAGCUCGAGAUUGAGUCUACGCUUAAGCAGGUUGUCAGCGAGUUGACUGGAUUGGUUAGCAACUCGAAGCUGUCUGUUUCUCCCGGUGCUGGACUGCCCGAGAUCAACAACGUGGAGAUAGAGGCCACUAUCAAGGCGGUGCUCAACAUCUUGACUGGUCUGCUUGGUUAG